UCUUAUUCGCACGCACCGCUUUGACAGUUCAGCGUUUAAUCGGCUCGACUCUGUUGGCGGCGACUCCCCAGAUCCACCUGCGUCUGGAGUUUUGCGGGCUGCGUUUGGGCUACGGUCAUUCAGCAGUAACAAGUGUGCCCGCCUCAUGAUUUAUACUGUAUACAGUCUAUAUCGCUGUUUGAGAUAUCGAUGCACUAGUACGACGGCUUUGUUGUUUUUGAUUUGUUUCGGUGGGUGUUUAUGUCCAUCGGGGUUUUAAAUUGAUUUUAAACCAGAACGUCAAAGGACACAAACAUGUCCCGAAAUCCAGAAGAAGUUAACAAGCUUGCAGAAAGUACAUAUAAGAAUGUCAUGGAACAGUUCAACCCAGGGCUGCGGAACCUGAUCAACCUGGGGAAGAACUACGAGAAGGCUGCGUCUGCCAUGACCUUGGCCGGAAAAGCGUACUUCGAUGCCGUUUCAAAGAUAGGGGAAAAUGCUGCGAUUUCUCCUGUCUCCAGGGAGCUAGGGGUCGUGUUGAUGGAAAUCUCCGAGGUUCACCGGAACGUUCACCUUGAACUGGAGGAGACCUUCCGAAGGUUUCACAAAGAGAUCCUCUCUGAGCUGGAACGGAAGACAGACAUGGAUGUUAAAUAUAUGAACGCCACAUUCAAGAGGUACCAAGCGGAGCACAAAAUAAAGCAGGACUCACUGGAGAGGUCACAGAUGGAUCUGAAGAAGCUUCGCAGGAAGAGUCAAGGGAAGAAUGCCACCAAAUACGAGAGCAAAGAGAAUGAGUGUGUGGAGACUCUGACCUCUCGACAAAUGGAGAUACAGAAUUUUGUAGCGGACGGCUACAAAGAGGCCCUCCUGGAGGAGAAGAGGAGGUUCUGCUUCCUGGUCGACAAGCACUGCACCUUCACCUACCAGAUCAGCACCUUCCAUCACAAAGCAGAGGAAAUACUCCUGCAGAAGGUCCAGAGUUGGCAGGACAAGUGCAGCGACGCCACCGUCGUGCCGGACAACAUCCUGUCAGUAAUCGAGGGACUGCGCAUACCGGUGUCCUACACCCCCCUGCCAUCACCCAUGAUGGAGCGCAGCAACAAGAACCCCUCGGACACAGUGACUCCAGCUCCUCCCCUCAAUGCCAACGUCAGCCCAUUGGCUAACAUGUUCAAGCCACCAAAGGGCGUGGCCCAUCCUGACAGUCCUGCAGAACCUGCGGGCCGUGAGGAGGGCAACCUCCCCCGGUCGACCUCCCUCACCUCCGGGCUCAACCUGCUGAAGCGGCCCAAGGUCCGUACCAUCUUCCCACACUCGGGGGAGGGCAGCGAGACUCUGCUGAGCUUCCAGGAAGGCGCCAUCAUCACUCUGCUCAUCCCGGACGAGAAGGACGGCUGGCUGUAUGGGGAGCUGGACAUGAGCAAGCAGAGGGGCUGGUUUCCUUCCUCUUACUGCCAGCCAUACACAGAGCCGUCGACCAGCACCAGGCCAGACAAGCCGGCACGCAGUAAAAGUGUGGUCAACUUGACUGAGCUGGACUCCUCAGACAUGUUACUCCCCCCACCAGACUACAGCGAUGCAACCAGCAGGGCUGCCCCAGACAAUGCGGCCCCGCCCUACCCCGAAAACACGGAGUCGCAGCACAAUGGUUUUGCAAAAGUCCCUUUCUUGGCGGGAGGGAAUCCCUUUAUUACUGUCAAGCUUCGGCCGACAGUCACUAACGACAGGUCAGCUCCAGUCAUUUAAAGAUCAGAGGCUGCAGGACCAACGCCCCAAAUCUGCAUUAUUGCAGCAAACGUCAUGAAAUCCCUGAGGCUUCAGGGUGGCACCAAAACCCUGGGUAGCUGGUGAGAGUUCAGGCUACUUUAGCGAUGCUGAACUGGGCGGGAUUUCAGAGUGUUCAAUAGAAUUUUUGAAUUUGUAUACCUGUUUUAUUUAUAUUCCAUACAUAUACACCUCCGACUGUGCAUGCUCAAUCUGACUUAGGGAGAAAGAUUAUUUAUAUACUUUUAAAUAUAGAUUUAUAUUUUCUACAUAUCACGCUUGUUGAUCGCACACACUCAUCACCUCACCCAGUAAGCGCAGGCACUACGCAGCGAUUUGUCAUAUAGUGAUAUGUAUCGCUUUAGAUCCAUCUCUGCUUUUCACUUGUAGCAGUGAUAAGACCCUUGAAGAAUGUGUGCAAGAUGGGACAUGAUUCAGUCUGUGCACGUCCAUUACUGCUGCUGCAGUAGUGCAGUGCCUCUUGGGCCUACGGGGGCCCCAUGCAGGAACUCGGUUUGCAGUGAUCACUUAUUGGUAACAUUGUAUCAGGAUGUAUUUGUGAAAUGUAUCCGCUGAGGUGUUUCUGCUACAAAUGAUCUUACGCCGUCUAAUAAAACAAACACAGCCACUUCUUUAACGACGACCUUGGUUAGCGACCACCGGCAAAUACGUUAGUUCAUUUAAAAAAACAAUUAUAAUAAAUCCCACCAACGCAAGCAUUUAUGACUAAAUUUGCCGGAUGGGAUGGAGAUAUUUAAAGUAGAAUUUACAAGAUGUCCACUUUAUGAAGGAUAGGAGAAAUUGAGUAUGGAAGGCUGAAGUCAUACGCAGCCGCGGUCAGGCCCAAACUACCGUGAUUUUUACUUAAUAACCAGAUUGUUGAAAUCGAGGAGUGGUUGUAAGCAGCCCGUUUAAGGAUGAUGCAGACUGUUCAGUUUUGUCUACUGAAGAAAUCAUUUGUCUUCCUAACUGUUCUGUUUUCCAUUGUAACAUUUAAACUAAUCUGUGUGCAUCUUUACCAUUGGUACAGCUGGGGACACUUUUGAAGGCUGGUAAAUUCUGUAAACAUUUUUGUUGUAAAGAUAAAAUAAAUUCACAUCCAGCAAUUUCAAAGAUCUAGCACCAAGUUACAGUUAUACGUCCGAGUUCAAUGAGAGUUCAGUCAGAUGAAACAAGUAUGCAACAAUCUACGAUCCCAAAUAAAACUGACUUACUCUGAA
Molecule: messenger RNA, 2966 nt
Organism: Brienomyrus brachyistius
Lineage: Eukaryota; Metazoa; Chordata; Actinopteri; Osteoglossiformes; Mormyridae
Product: brain-specific angiogenesis inhibitor 1-associated protein 2-like protein 1
Exons: 14
Coding region: 295-1728 (477 amino acids)
Biological process (GO): positive regulation of actin filament polymerization; actin crosslink formation; plasma membrane organization
Cellular component (GO): cytosol; nucleoplasm
Molecular function (GO): protein binding
Source: RefSeq, a predicted model, not a curated record